AUGUCCACCGGGGCGAGCGGUGGGGGUGCAGUGACCAGCAGUCGGGGAGGGGGAGGCUUCAAGAAGGGGGGGUUCAAGAGCUCCUUCACCACGGUCAAAGGACCGGUUGCUGCUUCAAUAUCAACCAGGAAGAACGUGCUAGGGGAUGAUGAUGCGGACGAAACUUCGGAGUUGAGUGAACCCAUCCAGAACAAACCCUCCAAAGAUACACUUGGUCAGAAUGAGCUCGCGGAGACCGAUACGGAGGAUGAGUACACGGAUGACAGUAUCGGCGCGGGUUACUAUGACCCCAGAAAACCAACAGAGUGUUCAUCAAUGUGUUUGGGCUUUAGACACGGGCUUGCAGCGGUAUAA
Aspergillus clavatus NRRL 1 is the source of this 354-nucleotide messenger RNA. RefSeq names its product putative C2H2 finger domain protein. Lineage: Eukaryota; Fungi; Ascomycota; Eurotiomycetes; Eurotiales; Aspergillaceae. The transcript has a single exon. The record is from RefSeq and is a predicted model, not a curated record. Bases 1 to 354 code for a protein of 117 amino acids.